ACGGCCUAAGCCAUACGAGAGACGCACUCGAAUCUUCGCAACAGCCUCGCCCUGCCGCCGCCGCGGCCACGACCGGAUCUCGUCCUCCUCCUGGCCCAGCAGAGGGCGAUGGCGGCGAGGGCGCUUGGGCUCGCCGGCCGAGCGCUCCUACGGCCGCUCUCCUCGCCGGGCGCCCAGCGGCUGCUGUCCACUGACAAGGGCCCACUGCAGGAGCUCGCGAACGCCGGUGAUCCGAUGAGCCGCCUCAUCAUGCAAGCACGGAACCAGACUGACGGCGGUUUUCCCCGUCACUUUGCUGAGAACGGAUUCACAGCAGGUGGUGGCAGGAUGGGUGGAAAUGGAUUCACAGCCAGCGAUGGCAGGAUGGGUGGAAACGGAUUCACAGCCAGUGAUGGCAGGAUGGGUGGAAACGGAUUCACAGUCGGUGAUGGCAGGAUGGGCGGAAUUGGAUUCACAGCCGGUGAUAGCAGGAUGGGUGGAAUUGGAUUCACACCCGGUGGUGCCAGGAUGGGUGGAAACGGAUUCACAGCCGGUGGUGGCAGGUCGGGCCGGUUUAACAUGGAAAUGCUGCGGCCAGCAGGGGCACCGCGAGUAAAGAGGGACGUUCUCCAUGUCACGCUCAAGGGGAAGAAGACCUUUGUGACCGUGACGGACGUCAAGGGGAACAGGAAGGCUGGGGCUUCCGCUGGCUGUUUGGAGGAUCGAAAGGGGCGGUCUCGUCUUGCUCGGUAUGCUGGUGAAGCAACAGGGGAACACAUGGGGCGAGUUGCCAGCAAGAUUGGCCUCAAGUCUGUCAUUGUGAAGGUGAAAGGAUACUCCUUUUUCAGGAAGAAGAAGAAGGUGAUCAUGGGCUUUGCAGACGGUUUCCGGGGUGAAAGAGUGAGAACCCCGUCUCCUAUCAUGCACGUCCAUGAUGUGACGCAGCUCGCGCAUAAUGGAUGCCGGCUGCCCAAAAAGGUAAGGAAGUAAGACUGAUAAUAGCCCCCAGCAAGAAGUGUGGAGAUCAAUAUCCUGUCCCAAGGAGAAACAAAUUAAGAACGAUAUGUAUGUAUCGACAGGUUCUGUAAUAAUGUCAUGAGCCUGGAAGUAUUUAUGAAUACUUAUUAGACAGUCUUAGAUUGGCUCUUGUAAGACAAACAUUUUUGUCAUUUCCUGUAAUGUUGCUGAAGUGAUGGAUUUCUUCAUGGUUGCA
Molecule: messenger RNA, 1192 nt
Organism: Aegilops tauschii subsp. strangulata
Lineage: Eukaryota; Viridiplantae; Streptophyta; Magnoliopsida; Poales; Poaceae
Biological process (GO): translation
Cellular component (GO): ribosome
Molecular function (GO): structural constituent of ribosome
Source: RefSeq, a predicted model, not a curated record